GUCAAAGUUGAAGGCCAAUUAAGAAAAGAGUGGCUGAAAACUCAGCUGUUUUACAACGUAGUAAAGACUUGCAGCCGAGUUCGUUUGGUGAACAAUAAUAAUACUAAUGAUGACAAUGAUGGCCUGUAAAAAUAGUAUUACACGUUGGCAUCUAAGUUUAAACUAUGUUUUGAAAAUGAGAUAUUUUGCCACUAAGCCGCUACAGGUAAUAAUAAUAAUUCGGAUAAUAAUUUCUGUUGAAUAAUUUAAUUAUAGGGCCUGUGUGACAGUUUUUACUGUGACAGUCACAGUCACAGUGUGUCCUGUGUUGACUGGUACUGUUACUGUUACAUUGUUGGGUAUAGGCCUACCACAUUGUUGACUAUUGCCAUUGCCACUAUUUAUUGGUCAUCAUAGAAUCAUUAGUCAUUGUCAUUUUUUUAUUACAUUCAAAUUAAAUCCAGGUCCAUGCACUAGCAGGCCCUGCCUCCAGGCCCGGGCACAAUAAAUAAAAUUAAAAUCCACAAAUGGCACAAUUCUUCUUCUUCUUAUUCUUGGUACACAAAACUACAAUCAUUACAAUGAUGAUUUUAUAGAUAAGAUAGGCCUAUUAUUAUAUUAAUAAAAUUACAAGUAUGACAGUAUGACAUUUAUUAUAUAUUUGAUGGUGCAUUGACUAUUGACAGUUGAUUUAAAAAUUAUAGCAGUUUUUGUAGACUAAGACUGAGAGUGUCUUUUAAGAUUCUUAGUAACUUAGUAAUAGUAAGACUGUGUGUACUGUAGUCUGUAGUUUUUAAACCAACUAAUUUUAACAACUGUAAAAACAUAAACAGCAUUCCCCAAAUGGUGGUUGGUGGACAGGCGCUAGAUUGUGAGGCUUACAUUGUCAGUCCGCUUAACAUGAAUAUGUAUGGUCAAAUAAAAAAGAAAAUAUAACUAAUAAAUCUGGCACCAAUCUUGCUGUAAUUUUGAAACUUAUCCACUGGUCCUCAAAACUUAAAAGUUUAGGAAACACAGGUCUAUUCAAUGCAUCUGUGAAUUAUGUUGUCUAGUCAAGUUAAAUAUAUUUGGAAUCUUAAAUUAGUUUAAAUCUAUUAAUAUAGGUAAAUUUGAAAUGAAAGUAUUUCAUAUGAAAGUAUUAAAAGUUUGGAGCUUAUUCCAAUAUAGGAAACAUAAUAAGUAUCCUAGUUAGAUCAUCCUAGUCCUAGUGAUAGCUGAUAUGUACUUGUGUUGGCUCUAAUAAGAAUUUAAUUUCAAUAUUUCCAUAUUCAAAAUAACAAAAAUUCAAUACUCUGAGCCAUGGGCGCCCGCAGAAAACUUUCUAUGAAAGAGGGGGGGGAGGCUAAAAAAUCGAUUAAAUUUCCACGGGGGCAAACAGUUUUUCGUAUUGUUUUAUUGUAGUAUUAAUUUACUGUAGCGUAUCAAGUUUAGUUACUUUCUCUUUAUUUUCUCUUUACUGUAAUACAUUUUUUGUCUAUUUUUGUCUAAAAUUGUUUUAAUCAAUCCGGGGGGGGGGGGGGGUGCCCCCCUUGCCCCCCUUCUGCGGGCGCCCAUGCUCUGAGCCCAGACUGUCAUGAUCAGGGCUUUUGAUCUAGUAAUUUUUAGAGUGCUCUGCUCUGAUAAAAUUUUCUGCAAUUGAGGGUAAGGAACCAGGAAAAGGACCCAAUUUUUGGAUCAAGGUGCAGAUGGUAGGAGAUAUGAGGAGUGUGGGAAUAAUGAGAUGGUCAGUUAGAGUUGAAGGGUAGAGUUUGGGGGCUAGUGGGGUUAGGGACAAAUCAUUAGAGAUAAUAAAUGAUGAGGGGGAAAUGCAAAGGAUCAGCAGGUGAUGGGGAAUGGGUAUAAGGCAGGUUGAGUGAGAUAUGUUUGGAGAAGACGUGAGGAUAGAGUAUGGUGAGAGGUGAGGUGAGAAAGUAAAGGAGGGACAGAAAAGUGAGAUAUGUUAGUGGACAGGGAGCAAAGGGUUUGAGGGGAUAAAAGUGGAAUUUGAGUAAAAUGUAUGUAUAUAUGAUCAGUGUUUGACAGGUUUAAAAAGUAGUGUAAAUGCUUAUUUGGUUUAUUUUAAACUGCUUUUAAAAAGUUUAUAUUGAUCUACUAAUACUUUUUCUAUAUAACUUAUCAUACAUAGUUUAUGGAUCUUUGUUGAACAACAUUGCACUGUGUAAUUCAUUAACAAAAUAAUGAGUGUAUACAAUUUUCUUCCAUAGACCCAAACGCUGAAAAGAACAUCUUUGUAUGACUUCCAUGUUUCACACGGAGCUAAAAUGGUCCCAUUUGCUGGGUGGGAAAUGCCUGUUCAGUAUAAAACAGGUAUUAUUGAGGAGCAUCUACAUGUACGAAGGUAAGGAAGCUUCCUAUAUUCUACCAACAUUUUAAAAUCUUUUCCAAAAAUCCAUUUGCAUUAUUGGCAUUUAGCAAUUGUUCAUUUCACUUGCUUAGGUGUCAUCCAUAAUAUAUGAUGUCAUGCAUCUCAUGGGGAGGAGGGGGUUCACAAGGUAUUGUGGGGGUGUCUAUACAAUGUGACAAAUUUAUGAUGAUGAAUAAAUGGUAAGGGUCCUGAAUUCUGCACAAAUAGUACAAACUUCAUUUAUGGAUGGCGGCUUAGUAACUUAGUAAUUUUAAUAUUUCAUCUUUUGUGCCAGUAAUUCACUGUCACGAUUUGCAUGCAAUAAAAAGAUGUAUAAAGCAUUUGUACAUGUUAUUUCAAUAUUAAAAAAAAAAAAGAAAUAUGUUAAAUAGGUCUUAAAAAAAUUAAAAAAUAGACCUGCAUUAAUUUUUUUUACAUGGAAGUGUCAGCUGAAAGAUAUGUUGUGCCUGUAGUAUGAAAUAAUUAAUCAGGAACACAUGGGAGGCACACUAUCCAAAAAUAAGAAAUGACAAUGGUAACCAUAACCUACAGUUAUAAAAAAACCACUUUAGCUUUAUAGAAAUUUUAAUGAAAAUUUCCUAGUUUAAUAACGUUUUGUGAUUUUUAGCUUUAGCAUUAUGUUGUAAGUUUUUGUAAAUGGCUCAUUAUCACUUGGUGCAAUGGAUAUUGAAAUAAUUUUGAUAGUGGAUUCUUCCUUUGUACUAGAUUUAUCUUAGCAGACCUGUUUACUCUUAUGAUUUUGGCGUACAAUGUACGAUUUUGAUUUGUAUACAUAUUAUAUACUCUGUUUAUUUUUUUACUAUUAAGAUAAUGUAUUGAACGCUUUUGUGAUGAUAUUGUACGAUUUUAAGAGUUUGAGGGUAAACAGGUUUGUUUUAGGCAAUUGACAGGUAAGGUCGCGUCGGAAUACUUAAAAUCAACUGAAUGUUAUCAAUUGUUCAAUUUUGAAAUGGAAGGCAAGUAGAUAAAUUCUGAAAAUAAAAAUUCAUUUUUUUCUUUUUUUUUUUUUGUUCAGAGAAGUUGGCAUAUUUGAUGUGGCCCACAUGUUACAAACUCGAGUAGAUGGCAAAGACAGAAAAAAGUUUAUAGAAAGUCUUGUCGUUACUGAUAUAGAAGGUACUUGUACACUUUAAUAGUGAUCACUACAUGCUCAGUUUGUAUAAAGUAAUAAAAAUAAAAUCUUUAAAAUGUUUAUUUUUAAAUCAAACAAAUGCAGACCUUUGUAGAUAAAAGCUUCAACUCUGACUUGCCAAUGCUUUAAAAAUGUUUUUAUUAAAGUUCUGCAGCAAAAUAAAUGUGCUCCUUCUUAUUAUACUUUAAAAAAAAAAAAAGGUCUUAAGGAAAACCAGGGAUCUUUAACAGUGUUUACAAAUGAUAAAGGAGGUAUUCUUGAUGAUCUGAUUGUCAACAAUGCCAGUGAGGGGUACCUUUAUGUGGUUUCAAAUGCAGGAUGCGCAGAUAAAGAUUUUGCUCAUAUGAAGGUUGAAAAAUUCGUCAUUAUCGUUUUAUGUCAUGUUAAAUUUAAUUAUUUAAUUUUUAGUGAAUUAUGAAUUGUAAAAAUACUUUUAAUUUUAUGGCGUAAUUAUUUUAAUGAUGUGAACUAUGUUGGUAUUCAAUAAUAUAAUUUGUUUAAAGAACAUGUAGACAACUCUUAAAUAUUCUGCACACAAACCAAUAAUUGAUGAGAUGAGGAAUUUUAUUUGUGAGUUCAGAAAAUAACUUAUGCAAAUAACUACAUGUUUAUAACAAAUUGGGAGUUUUCAGCUGCUCUUAACAACAAUUGUAAGGGUCAUUUCUACUUGUUAAAAGAAAAACAAGGUUAUUGGAAUGAUUGUAAUUACUUGUAGUCAGCAUCCUUAUAAAAAUUAGUGUUUAAUUAAUGUUAUAUAAAUGAAAUGAACAUGAAUUCAAAUUAAAUUGGUUAAGCUCACAGAUAACAUAAUCUUUAAAAAAAAAAAAAAAAAAAAAAAAAAUAAAAAAAAAAAAAAAAAAAAAAAAAAAAAAAAUCAUGUUUCCUAUUCAUCAGGACAAAGAGAAACACUUUAAAAAAGCUGGUGCUGAUCUCAAUCUAUCUGUUAUUGACAGUACUCUUAUUGCAUUGCAAGGUGAUAUUGAUUAUAGUCUUUUAUUAUAAGCUUUUGCAAUUUGAUAUUAUUUUAUUUGUUCAAAAGUAAUUUAUUUCUGAACUGAUGACAUAGACUAUGAAAUAUCUUAAUAUCUUGAUAUACCUAACCACAAAUAAGUAAACAAAUUAAUUUAAAAAAUACAUUUCAAAAAAAUGCAGUGAAAAGGAUAAAAGUUAAUUAAACUCUAUCUGUUAAAAAUGAAGUAAGUGAAAGUCUGAAAAUAUUGGUUGUUUGAGUCUGACAUUUUUACCAUAAAUAUUUUGUAAACUUAUUACAAUUUUAUCACACUUAAUUAAGUAUUUAUUGUUGUUGUAAAAUACAUUUUUAAUAGAUUUUAAAUAUUUAAGUUUUAUUCUUAUCAGGCCCUAAGAUGGUGAAUGUUUUGCAGCCUUAUAUUGACUUUGAUCUAAAAAAUCUUCCAUUUAUGACAACUGUUGUCUCAAAAGUAUGCAAUGCAAAUGGAUGCAGAGUGACAAGGUGUGGUUACACAGGAGAAGACGGUGUUGAGGUAAUUAUUUUUCACCUUUUUCAUCAUCUUGUAAAAUGUUGGGGUUUAUUAAAUCUGAACAAAACACUGAUGAUGAAUAGUUAUAAUUUCUUAAAUACCUUUUGGGUUACUGCUUUAAAUAAAUAAUUUAGUUAACAAAAAUAUUAUUUCUAUUUUUUCAUUCAGAUAUCAAUCCCAACAGCAUUAGCUGACAGUGUUGUGACCACAUUAUUAUCAUCAUCAAAGGCUUCUGUGAAAAUGAUUGGUCUAGGAGCACGUGAUAGUCUCAGGCUUGAGGCAGGCCUUUGCUUGUAUGGUAGUGACAUUGACGAAACUACUACUCCUGUUGAAGCUAAUUUGACCUGGCUUGUUAGUGAGUGUCUGACAUGGUCAGAACCUAGGGCAUUUUUAAUUACCUGCUAUGGGGCUGGCAUCUGCUCCUGGGUGAAUUUAUGAAAAAGUUAUUUGGAAUUAAAAAAAUCCUCUCCAAAUUUAUACUCUAGGGAAGAGCUCAGCAACCUUUUUUUCAUUAAUGGCACACCCUAGGACUUACCCAGAAUUCCGUGGCACACCACAAUAUGUCCAAACAUGCACAAAUAUACUUAACAUAAUGUAGCUAAAUUUCAUAAUGGUGUGUUAUGCUAAAGGGUAUAAGAUUAAACUGUAUUGCUCUAUAAUAUUAACUGUCUGUUUUAGGCACAUUUCUGUUAUCAUAGAUUUUGACAGCUUUGUAAUAGGCUGUAACCCAUGUCCCUUUUGUAGCAACACAGUUUUAUUAUAUUGACAGUCCUAUAUUUACUCUCCUUUUCCUUCUCUUGGAGGCAUUUUCAUGGCAUCUGAAACACAAAGGUACACCAGUUGCAGAGCUCUGCUCUAGGGCAUGAAUUGAAAGAUAUUAUUGUAAGUGGGAACCGAAAUUGAAGCAUCGAAUUCUUUAAAAAAAAUUUGAUGAUCAGGACUUACUUAGGAAUAGUAAUGACGUUUAAACAAUUUUUGAUGUUGAAAUGCUAUUUUCAGGUAAAGCUCGAAGGGCCAAAUCUGAUUUUCCUGGUGCCAAUAAAAUUCUCGAGCAGAUAAAAUCCAAACCUGAGAAGAGAAGGGUUGGCUUUAUUUCCACAGGAAUACCCGUGAGAGGUAAGUGUGCAUUCCAGUAUAUUUUAAAUACAUGCAUUGAUUUUAAUUUAAAAGAACAAAUGAGCAGAAUUAAUCCCUUUUUGUUUUGUACUAUUAGGCCAUGCCAAGAUUUUUUCAGAGGAUGAGUCUGAACUAAUUGGGGAAACCACCAGUGGGUGCCCAUCACCAACUCUAAAGAAAAAUGUUUCUAUGGGUUAUGUCAAGACCCAUCACUCUAAGAACGGCACCCAGGUCAAGAUUGAAGUGAGACAAAAUAUGAUUGAUGCAGAGGUUGUGAAGAUGCCAUUUGUUCCUUCCAAUUAUUUCCUUUUAAAAUAGUAUCGAGAAACCAACUAUGAUUUUUUUUGUUAUUUUAUUUAAUUUUCCUUGUUAAUUUUGGUGUGAGGGCUAUAAAAUUGUCUUUGGAUGUCCUUAAUUAAGUUAAAUUUGUAUCUAAAUUUUCAUUUGGUCAAAUGGAUAUUUAUUCUCUACAUUACUUCUUAAUAACCAUUUGUUUCACUGUAAAACAUUUCUUUUUUAAAAAUUAUUGAUUUUAAAAAAAAGGUUCAAAUUAAUAACUGCUUUUAAAAUUAUUUAAAAAUUAUGAAAUAUUCCUUCCUAAUUCGGUGGCUAGUGAUUAAAGGUAUUUGAUAUUAAAAGAUUUUGCUUAAAUAUGGGCAAACUUCCUUCAUGGUUGCAAAAUUAUGUUUAAAACUGCAUAACUGUGGCUUUAAAUGGUGUCUUUUAUCAUUAAGAAAAAUGUUAAUAGAAAGAGUCAAUUUAUUAUUGUUACAUGCCUGGGACGUACUGGUGCACUUCUCUCCUAUAUUGUGUACAGAAAACAUGUAUCUCACCAUUUUAUAAUCAGUAUUAAUGGUAUGAAAUGAAAGAUAUCAUUGUAAUAUCCUAAUUUAAAAAUUAUAAUCAAAGGAAAAAAGAAACAAAUAUUUUCAGUAAUUUACUAAGAGAAGGCUGUUUUAAUCUAGCCUUUUACAUUGAAAUAAAGUUAAUUUAAAAAGUGUCUGUUUGAUGUCAUUAAUAAUGUUACAUCCUCUAUUGAGGGCUGAGUCUAGACUCUUACAGCCCGGGCAUAUUAUGUCACUCAAAGGUUCCCAUGCUUUUUCCCUGUGACCCAAAAUUUUAAAAUUCAAUUUUUAUCAGUGAUUUCAAAUUUUAUAAACAACUAUGUGUUAAACCCAAUUAUUAUCAGUGAUUUCAAAUUUUCUAAACAACUUAUGUGUUGAAGAGUACUUACUAUGGGACAUGUUAAAAAUUGUCCACAACCCAACUCAGGCUUUUGAAAUUUAGUGAUAAAAACUACUUCACUCAGCCAUCUUUUUUCAAGUCAUAAAUAAAACUUAAAACAGUUCAUUAAAUUGCAUAAAAAUGGAUCAAUUUUAUUUCUCAUGACUCAGUCAGCUUUACUAAGAUAGCCUUCUUUGAAUUAAACAUUAAGGAAAUAUAUAAACCUUGUUGUAUAACCUUGUUAUAUAAACCUUGUUGUUCAAUAUGCAAAGCAACAUUUAUUAACCAAGUUCAGAAGUCCUGUUUUGUUAAUUGAUAUUAUAGUCACAUGAUGAUCUUGGUUGUUGCCUGAUUUUAAUUGAAACAAUUUUUGGGAUGUCAUUUUUGUUGUUAUGGGAGGCACAGGGGUAUAUUUUUUGGAAAUUAAAGUGAUAUUAUACAAUUAUACAUCAUAAAUGAAAUCUCCAUUUCAUUUAUCGCCUAUGAUAUUAUUUUAUCUUUGGGUUUAAAUUUUACUUUCAGUUCUUGGUGAGCUUUAAACAACAUUCAAUGUAGAAUAUGUAACCAAAAGAGUUUUUUUUUACUUUAUGUUUCUCGAAUCCCAUUGAUUAAUAUGAUUUUACCAGUAUGGUAUUCUACAGUAAUCCAUUGUGUAUUUCGGUGCUGAUGAAUGCUUCACAGAGCUUGAAUUUCCCAGUCUCAAAUCUGGCCCUUGUUCUGAGAAGUCAAACUUACAUUAUAGUGUCAUAUAAAAUUUGGCACUUCUUUAAAGUGCUAGCUAACCUGAUCAUAAGGCAGCUGUUUACUAAACUAGUCUUUGUUUACCAUGCAUACAAUUAUAAUUUUUCUGUGUGGCAUUUAUUAAAAUCUGUUAAUGUUAUCUUUUUUGAUUUAUGAUAAAGUCUAUAGAUUUGUUAAUGGAUAUAUCUAAUUUCAUCGCCAUUACUUUUGUCAUAACAUAAAAUGAAUUGAAGGUUGCCAGGCAAUAAAAAAAAUAAAAUU
This is a messenger RNA of Lymnaea stagnalis (great pond snail), 8317 nucleotides long. The record is from the annotation of a GenBank genome assembly. NCBI's taxonomy places the organism in Eukaryota, Metazoa, Mollusca, Gastropoda, Lymnaeidae.